AUGCCCCGACCUACUUACUACAAGGGAAUCCGGAAGAUAUUCCACUUCAGGAAUCGUGGAAAGGCUCCUAAUCAGGGGCUAGAAAUCCAACCCCAGCUUUCUACAGCUGAGGCGAAUGACUCUACUACGAUUGCAAACGUUGGCGGAUCGUCCAGUUCGAACCCCUCUCUCAACCCAUCUGUCGUUGCGCCGUCUCAGACAGUAACCCCGACUCCGAAACCGCCGCUGUCCUUGGUAGAUGGCGAUAAUACGCCGAUUCGAGAGCUCUGGAAUAUCGCAUACGAAAAGUUGAGAAUUGACGACAAGGCUCUUGUCCUAAAAUACGAAAAAUUACUCGAUGGGGACCUAGGCGCUAACCUCAUCCCAACGAACGGUUCGAAACUUAGCCUGCGCGAUCGCACGCAUGGGAUCCUCCAACGCAAGAUGGACGAGGUGAAUGCUGCCACAUGGAAGCUGAAAUUCGGUACCACCGACGUCGAAGUCCGAGAAAUAGUGAAACCUGUCCUGGGCGUUGUCUCCCGUGCGAAUAAUUUCAUAAGUGCUGCUGCCAGCGGUAAUCCGUAUACGGCGAUUGCAUGGAUGGGUGUUAGUGUUUUGCUGCCGUUGCUCCUGAACCCUUCUGAACAAAUUUCCUCGCUCGUCGAAGGCGUUGAUUACAUUUCGUCGUUGAUAACUCACAGCUGGAUGUGGGAAGACCUUUAUGCGAGGCGAUACGAGUCAGACGCCAGCGCACACAACUCGUCGACGAUAUCUCAUGUGGCAUACAAGAAAUCCUUGGAGGAACUUUAUCGGCAUAUCCUCAAGUUCCAGGCUAGAAGCUAUUGCUACUAUUCCCACAACACCGGCUCUCGUCUGGGGCUAGAUAUUCUGAAAUGGAACGAGUGGGAUUCUCUUCUGAGUGACAUAAAAGAAAAAGAGAACGCCUUUUCUGAGAUUCGUAAGACCUGGCAGGAUAAAAAAUUUGAUGAGGAGUGUGAGAUAGCCUCCAGCCGCCAUGAGGAGGCCAUGCGCCAAUGGCGAGCUGUUGGUGGGCACAUCUCGGGACUUCGAGAAGCAGUUCAGACAGCUCAAAACGAGAAGCACCGUGACAAGUUCAUCGACUGGUUAUGUAGGGUCGACCCCUCUGAAGUUCAUAAUGUCGCACAGGAUAAACAUCAAAAGGGCACGUGUGACUGGCUAGUAAGAGACAAUGAAGACUUGAAAACCUGGCAGGUGUCUCCGAGCUCUAUGUUAUGGCUCCAUGGAAAACCUGGAUGCGGCAAAUCGGUUCUCAGCUCAUCCGUCAUUCAGCAUCUAGCGGAUAGGUAUAAACGCGAUCCGGGAUCUCCCGUCGCAUACUUCUUCUUUAGCUUCACAGAUUCCGAAAAGCAGAAAGUGGAUACAAUGCUCUCAUCACUGAUCAGGCAACUUUACAUGAGCCGGCCUGACAAACCAGAAGAAGUGGAAGACCUGAGCACCUUGUAUAAGGAAAAGUGCCUGCGCCCAGACAGCAAGACCCUUGAGAAUGCCCUCCUCGCUACAACACGAGGUUUUUCUUCAGUUUCUCUUGUUAUUGACGCCUUGGAUGAGUGUCCGACCGAGAAUGAAGAGCGUAGCAAGUUGCUUGCAUCCCUUGGUCGUAUAAUUACAGAGAUGCCGGAUAAUGUUCACCUUUUCGUCACUAGCCGGGCAGAGCCGGAUAUCAGUGCAGCAAUCAAUCCUAUCCUCACGCAACCCAGUCUGUUCAGAGUUGCCAUUGACCUGACGUCAAACCAAAAUGGCAUAAACCAUGAUAUAAGUCUUUAUAUUGAUUCAAGAUUGGCUUCCGGGAACCCAAGGCAUUGGCCGGACGACAUCAAAUCGAAAGCGAAGGACAUCUUACUAGAGAGAGCGGAUGGAAUGUUUCAAUAUAUCGUUUACCAAUUCCAAGCACUCGAGAAACACAAUUCCAAGCCGGAGAUAUAUAGUGCUCUAGAAAAACUCCCCGUCGGACUUCACGCAACAUACGACAGUGUUCUUCGAAAUUUGGAUCCAGAGUUUCAGGCCCAGGUUGUUAGUAUGCUGAAGUGGCUAGUGGCGUCGGCCAGGCCGCUAUUGCUCGAAGAGCUUGCUGAGACAUGGAUCCUCCGUCCCGAAGAUCGUAUUCCAUUCGAUGUGUCCCGCCGACUAUUCAAGCCACAAGAUGCUAUCAAAUAUGCAUCUAACUUAAUAAUAUCAUUUACGACAGAACAUGACGACUGUACAUAUGUUCGCCUAGCGCACUUUUCAGUCAAAGAGUACCUAGUGUCUAAUCCAUCUGUCGAUAAUAUUAGUCCGACCACGGAGUAUUCAUUUUCCGAAACCGAUGCCCAUCUUCAUCUCGCGCAUUCGUCCCUCAGCUGCCAUCUCUAUCGCAGCGCACUAACUGAGACAAAUGUAGAUUUCAAGCUCAAGGACUACACAGCGGAAUUUUGGCCAUUACAUCUUGAAAGGGUGCCGUGUGAGUUAUGGCCGGAAACUGAUGUCCGCCUUGCUGCACGCGCACUCAGGCCCGGUAGUAACAGCCUGCGAAUAAUGAUUAUGGCAAACUGCGGGACUUAUCAACCUUCCAUCCGCCGCUAUUGGAAAACAGAUAGCCGAGUUAAGACCCGCACAUUUAAUUAUUUACUGCAACGGCCUCACUGCUAUGCUAGCAGGCGUGGGUUUCCCAAGCUUAUGGAGAUGCUGCUUCCUGGUGGUCUAUUGGCAAACACAUACCUAGGACAACGAAGCUUGGAUGAGACCCUCGAAUCAGCCGCAUAUGAGGGUAUGAUUGAGAUUGUUCAGCUUCUUCUGGACAGAGGUGCAAGGUUCGGAUCGGCGUUACAGAUAGCGGUCGCAAAUAACCAGGAGACGAUUGUGGAGCUUCUGCUUCAACGCGGUGCCAACCCCGAUGGGCAAUGCGACAACUUGGGAUCGGCACUCCAAACUGCUGUAAAUUAUAAUCAGCUGGGAAUUGUAAAGUUACUUUUGAAAUAUGGAGCUCAGAUCAAUUCAUCCCCGAACGCCGGCAUCUUGGUACGAGCAGUGUGGCGUGAGAAGCUUACAAUGUUUUUACUCGAUAACGGCGCUAACAUAGAUAGCUCUAAUAGCGAAGGGGAGACAGCACUAUAUGCAGUGGCUAAUCAUCAUGGACAAGAUGCACCGUCUUUUCGCCUAUUGCUGGAGAGAGGUGCGAAUGCCAAUGCUCAGGGAGGAUAUUUCGGCAACCCAUUACAGGCAUUGAUUGCCAGAAGUCGAAAACCUAGGGGGGAUUUGGUCAAACUGUUGUUGGAUAAGGGUGCGGAUGUCAACGCCCAAGGAGGGAAAUGGGGGAACGCACUACAAGCAGCGUGCUUCGGGGGUAGGAUGGAUAUUGUGCAGCUACUGCUUGAUCGAGGGGCUGAUAUUAACGCCCAAGGAGGGGUAUAUGGGAGCGCACUACAAGCAGCGUGCUGUAAAGGUUCAAUGGAUAUUGUGCAGCUACUACUUGAUCGAGGGGCUGAUAUUAACGCCCAAGGAGGGUAUUAUGGGAACGCAUUACAGGCAGCGUGCUGUAAAGGUUCAAUGGAUAUUGUGCAGCUACUACUUGAUCAGGGGGCUGAUAUCAACGCCCAAGGAGGGUAUUAUGGGAACGCAUUACAGGCAGCGUGCUGUAAAGGUUCAAUGGAUAUUGUGCAGCUACUACUUGAUCAGGGGGCUGCGUGCUCCCGAGGUAAGAUGCCUCUCGUGCAGCAUUUACUUGAUCGGGGGGCCGACGUCAAGGCUCAAGGCGGGUGCUGCCAAAACGCACUGCAGGCGGCAGCAGGUGCGCCAGAUCUCGAAUCGGUCAAGCUUUUACUCCAACAUAACGCCGAUGUAAACCAGCAGGGCGGGUGGUUUGGCACUGCACUGUAUGCUGCCUGCGUAAAGGGGGUUACCGAUAUAGCGCGUAUGCUUCUUGACCACGGCGCCGAUAUCCAUGCCCAAGGCGGAAGUCUCCAAAGCGAAAGUCUCGAAACUGCACUCGAGGCCGCCUGCAGAUACCCUAAAGGAGAAUCGCAGCGCAAUCUAGUAAGCUUGCUUCUCAAGCGUGGGGCUAGUACUGACGUGCAAAACUUCUGGUUGGGAAGUCUCUGUUGCCGCGAUUUAGAUGCAACGGAUGUAUCACCGAUACUGAAACUUUUGCUUGACCACAGGGUCGAUAUCAAUGGAGUACAGGAGAAGCGGCAAACUACGACUUUGCAAUCUGUUAUCGAAUGGUGUGAUGAUGAUGAUGAUGAUGAUUGGGGUAGAGGCAAUCAACGGCUUAAAGUUGUUGGUUGUCUGCUUGAAAACGGCGCCAAUGCUAAUAUAGGAGGUGGUGUAUAUGGCUUUCCACUUCAGUCAGCAUGUUCAAUCAAGUAUUACGACGAUAAAGCAAUGUAUUUGCUUCAAGCUUGUCCUGAUCUGGAUAUCCAUGCAGUGGGUGGAUUGUUCGGCACGGCUUUACAGGCAGCUGCAUAUUCGGGCCAUACCGAUGUGGUGAAGAUACUAUUGCAAAGAGGUGUUGACCCGAAUGUGAGAGGGGGGAAGUAUAGAAGUGCACUAAACGCUGCCGUGUUCCAAGGCCACUGGUAUAUUGUUGAGAUGUUACUGGACAAGGGGGCUGUUUCAGACAGGGAUCACUUCCAAGAGCCCGACGAGAAGUGGUUAUCACUUGUUGGGAAGGAGAAGAUUGAGAAGGAAGAUGGGACUAGAAAAAGAGUUGACUAUUAUGGCAAGGCGGCUGUUGAUGGCGAGGUGGCUGUCGAGCGUUACAGAAUCUUUUGGGAAAGGCAGCCGUUAAAGGCAGAUGCAGUAUGA
This is a messenger RNA of Xylaria bambusicola, 4800 nucleotides long. RefSeq names its product ankyrin repeat-containing domain protein. Gene Ontology annotation, molecular function: protein binding. The record is from RefSeq and is a predicted model, not a curated record. Bases 1 to 4800 code for a protein of 1599 amino acids. Lineage: Eukaryota; Fungi; Ascomycota; Sordariomycetes; Xylariales; Xylariaceae. The transcript is spliced from 5 exons.